UGCAGUUUGGAUGAAUGGCAACGCUGCUGCAGUUUGACAUUCCUCUUUGCGCGCGCUCCGUAACGGAGCUCUUCCAAGUUUUUCUUCGAGCGGCGUGGACGAACGUACAAAAGGAGAAUAAGAAGAUAUCCAAAAGACGUAGAGCAGUCGUCCGUGUCCCGUGGCCCCUUGAAAAUUGAUUUUAAAUUGUAUUUCCAUAUUUUAGCUCUGCAAAAAGUAGAAAACACAUAAAAUGCGCGAAGUCAUCUCCAUCCAGAUCGGGCAGUGCGGCAUCCAGAUAGGGAACUCCUGCUGGGAGCUGUAUCUCCUCGAGCACGGCAUCAAUUUGGAUGGCAGCCCCAAGACCAGAGAGGAGUUGUUGGCCAGCGGCAGCAGCGCCAGUGUGGGACACGACACCACGGCAAAUGAUGCACGGACCUUCUUCACGGAGACGGGCAACGGAAAGCAGGUUCCACGCUCUAUAUUCGUCGACUUGGAGCCGACGGUCAUCGAUGAUGUGCGGAACGGACCGAUGCGGAGUCUCUACCAUCCGGAGCAGCUGAUCUCGGGGAAGGAGGAUGCGGCCAACAAUUAUGCCCGCGGCCGCUACUCCAUUGGCAAGGAGGUGAUCGACAAGGUGACGUCCCGGCUGCAAAAGAUCGCCGAGCAGUGCGACAGCCUGCAGGGCUUCCUCAUCUUCCACUCGCUGGGCGGAGGCACUGGCUCCGGGUUCACCUCGCUGCUGGUGGAGCGCCUCUCGACCGACUACAGCAAGAAGUGUAAGCUGGACUUUGCCGUCUAUCCCUCGCCCAAGGUUUCCACGGCCGUGGUGGAGCCCUACAACGCCCUGCUGACCACCCACUCGACCAUCGAGCACUCGGACUGCGUCUUCAUGGUGGACAACGAGGCCAUCUACGACAUCUGCAACAACAGCCUGGGGGUGGACCGGCCGGCAUAUCAAAAUCUGAAUCGGCUGAUCGCCCAGAUUGUCAGCUCCACGACGGCCUCCCUGCGAUUCAAUGGCUCCAUGAAUGUUGAUCUCAAUGAGUUCCAAACGAAUCUGGUACCCUUUCCACGAAUCCACUUCCCACUGGUGGCCUACGCCCCGCUGAUGUCCGCCUCGCGGGCUGCCCACGAGCAGCACGCCAUUACGACGCUGACCAACGCCUGCUUCGAGUCCUCCAACAUGAUGGUCAAGUGCGAUCCGCGAGCCGGUAAAUUCAUGGCCUGCUGCAUGCUAUACCGCGGCGAUGUGGUGCCUAAGGAUGUCAAUGCCGCCGUCUCGGCCAUCAAGUCGAAGCGACAUAUCCAGUUCGUCGAUUGGUGUCCCACCGGCUUCAAGAUCGGCAUCAACUACGAGAAGCCUGCCUUCGUGCCCGAAGGAGAUCUCGCACCCACGUCCCGUGCCUGCUGCAUGCUCUCCAACACCACGGCCAUCUCGGUGGCCUUCUCUAAUCUGUCGUACAAGUUCGAUCUGAUGUUCAGAAAGCGAGCCUUUGUCCAUUGGUACGUCGGCGAGGGCAUGGAGGAGGGAGAGUUCACCGAGGCGCGCGAGAACAUUGCCGUGCUGGAGCGCGACUUCGAGGAGGUCGGCCUGGACAAUGCGGACGAGGCUGCAGGCGAUGACGAAGAUUUCGAUGAGUACUGAGACCAGACCGAACAACACUAAAUAUUUCAUCUCAAUUAUGUAAAUAAAUUAAAAUAUCGUCUGGAAACGAA
Molecule: messenger RNA, 1698 nt
Organism: Drosophila subobscura
Lineage: Eukaryota; Metazoa; Arthropoda; Insecta; Diptera; Drosophilidae
Gene: alphaTub67C
Product: tubulin alpha-4 chain
Exons: 2
Coding region: 233-1627 (464 amino acids)
Biological process (GO): mitotic cell cycle; microtubule cytoskeleton organization
Cellular component (GO): cytoplasm; microtubule
Molecular function (GO): structural constituent of cytoskeleton; GTP binding
Source: RefSeq, a predicted model, not a curated record